GAUUAUAGGCUACAACGGCUUGCCUUAAAACUUGACUGUACAGAACACAAACGCCAAGCGUGCUCGAACGCGUGCGCACAACAGGUAAACGUCACAGCUCGCAGAGAGAGAGAGGGAGAGAGAGGGAGUCAGAGUGAAAAAAGGAACGGAAGGAAAGAGAGAAAGUUUCGUCGAGUUGCGGCGGAAAAGAGCCCGUGCUGAGUUAGCAGGACGAGGGGAUCCUUUAACUCAUCACCAUGGCUCCUUUCUUGCGGAUCGCCUUUAAUUCGUACGACCUGGGCACCCUGCCUCCCUCCGCUGACCCACCCUUCUGUGCUAUCAAGAUGAAGGAAGCUUUAACAACUGAACGAGGCAAGACUCUGGUUCAGAGAAAACCCACCAUGUACCCAGCUUGGAAAGCCAGUUUUGACGCACACAUCUACGAGGGUCGUGUACUUGAGGUACUGCUGAUGAAGACGGCAGAGGAGCCGCUGGCCGAGGUCAGCGUUGGAGUGUCGGUCCUUGCUGAACGCUGCAAAAAAGCCAAUGGACGUGCUGAGUUCUGGGUGGAUCUCCUUCCUUCAGGGAAAGUGAUGAUGGCAGUGCAGUACUUUCUGGAGGGUGUGGAUACAGAGAGUAAGCAUGCUUCAAAGGAGGAGGAAGUUCCUACCCUAAACCGUAGACGAGGAGCCAUUAAACAGGCAAAGAUCCACUUCAUAAAGAACCACGAGUUCAUUGCCACGUUCUUCAGACAGCCCACUUUCUGCUCUGUGUGCAGAGAAUUCGUCUGGGGGCUCAACAAACAAGGCUAUAAAUGUAGACAAUGCAACGCAGCCAUCCACAAGAAGUGCAUAGACAAGAUCAUAGGCAGAUGUACCGGCACCGCUGCCAACAGUCGGGACACUGUGUUCCAGAAGGAGCGGUUUAAAAUCGACAUGCCGCACCGUUUCAAGACCUACAACUACAUGAGCCCCACCUUCUGUGACCACUGUGGCAGUCUGCUGUGGGGUCUGGUCAAACAAGGCCUCAAGUGUGAAGAUUGUGCGAUGAACGUCCAUCACAAGUGUCAGGAUAAAGUAGCCAACCUUUGUGGUAUCAACCAGAAACUACUUGCUGAAGCACUAACACAAGUCAGCCAGAAAUCGUCGACGCGCCGCUCAGAUCCUAACCUGCCUGACAUCGGAAUAUACGAUGAAGUAAACAAGCUCGCUGGGCUUGACAUCUCUGAAGGGUCUCCCUACGGCAAACUGUGGGAAGGCUCCACUCAGCGACCACAGUCUCGUAUUACCCAUCUGACUCGUGUCAAUGUGGACCACUUCAUCUUCCACAAGGUGCUCGGAAAAGGCAGCUUUGGCAAGGUUCUCCUGGCAGAGCUCAAGGGUCAAGGAGAGUAUUUUGCAGUCAAGGCUCUAAAAAAAGAUGUUGUGCUGAUGGAUGAUGAUGUGGAGUGCACCAUGAUAGAGAAGAGGGUCUUAGCCUUAGCCUGGGAAAACCCCUUCCUCACCCAUCUUUACUCCACCUUCCAGACAAAGGAGCAUCUGUUCUUCGUGAUGGAGUAUUUGAAUGGAGGGGAUUUGAUGUUCCAUAUUCAGGAGAAAGGACGCUUUGAACUUUACAGAGCCACGUUCUACUCCGCUGAGAUCAUUUGUGGUCUUCGGUUCUUACAUUCCAAAGGAAUCAUCUACAGAGAUCUGAAGUUAGACAAUGUGAUGCUGGAUUAUGAGGGCCACAUAAAGAUCGCUGACUUUGGGAUGUGCAAGGAGAACGUGUUUGGAGAGAAUCGCGCCACGACGUUUUGUGGUACUCCUGACUACAUCGCUCCCGAGAUUCUGCUGGGUCAGAAAUAUUCGUUCUCAGUUGACUGGUGGUCGUUUGGGGUCCUGCUGUAUGAGAUGCUGGUUGGCCAGUCGCCUUUUCACGGAGAUGACGAGGACGAGCUGUUUGAGUCCAUCCGCAUGGACACGCCUCACUAUCCCCGCUGGAUCAACAAGGAGGCCAAAAGCUUGCUCGAGCGGCUGUUUGAGAGAGACCCCACACGCAGGCUAGGAGUCGUUGGUGACAUCACCACACAGCCUUUCUUUAGGACCAUCGACUGGCAGGCGCUGGAGAGGAAAGAGGUUGAACCACCCUUCAAACCCAAAGUGAAAGCACCAAAUGACUGCAGCAACUUUGAUCGGGAGUUCCUCAACGAGAAGCCACGGCUUUCUUACAGCGAUAAGAACUUCAUAGAUUCCAUGGACCAGUCUGCAUUUGCUGGUUUUUCCUUCAUAAACCCCAAGAUGGAGCACCUUCUAGAAAAGUGAUUAUUUUUAACGUCCGUCUGACUCGGGAGACUCUCCUGUUGUUGAUGGAACGGUUCACUUACUCACAGAGAGAAGUGAGUUGUUCCUGAUUCAGUAUUUAUGUAACUUUACCUUGGGUACAUCUAGAAACAAGUCCUUGUACUGUAUAUAUUGAUGUUGUAUUUGUAUGCAUGCCUAUUAUUGUACAAGGCUUUGAUAGCCAGUAUGUGUAAUAAUAAAUAAUAUGGUGGGAUGUUAAAAAUCUUUACAUGUCACAUGACGUCACUGCAACCGUCUGCAGCCUUUUUGUUUCUUGUUUUACGUGCAGCUCAGUCCAACUGAUAGAAAAUCGUGAAGAGGGAAAACAUAAACUGUACUGUUUUUACUUCAGCUGUAGGUUGUGUUGCAUGUGUAUGUCUCCAAGGCCAAUAACACAUUUAUCAAAAUAUAGAAUAAUGAAUGUUAUCUUUCUAAAAUAUCUGAAUUCUUGUAUUUGAUUUGAUAAAUUAAACGAACAGUAUGAUCAUCAAAUUGAAUUCUAAGCAGCUGUACUUUGCUGUAUAUUUAGCACCUACAUGUAGAACGAACAGACCGAAUGUAGCUGUCUUUGCAGUUUUUAUUAAUGUUACAUGAGUAGGGUGUUACUAAAAUGCUGUAUAUAAACAUUGUAGAUGUAUAUUGUUCUUACAUGUAUAUUUGUUCAUUAGGAUGUACUUUUAUAUUGUCUCUCCAUAUUUUACAUCUGAUUUAAAAAAGACAACGCCCAAGCUUGUGCUGGAAUUUAUACAGUAUAUCUAAUAAUUUAAGAAUUAAAAGCUGAAAUUCUCAGAACUGUAAUAGAAAUAGUUUUAAAAUUCAAAUAAAUGAUGAAAGAUUUGUUAAACUAUCA
Messenger RNA from Nematolebias whitei (Rio pearlfish), 3150 nucleotides. It is a transcript of the gene prkcda, whose product is annotated as protein kinase C, delta a. Gene Ontology annotation, molecular function: ATP binding; diacylglycerol-dependent serine/threonine kinase activity. The coding region runs from base 237 to 2282 and encodes 681 amino acids. The transcript has 18 exons. NCBI's taxonomy places the organism in Eukaryota, Metazoa, Chordata, Actinopteri, Cyprinodontiformes, Rivulidae. Gene Ontology annotation, biological process: protein phosphorylation. The record is from RefSeq and is a predicted model, not a curated record.